This is a messenger RNA of Tarenaya hassleriana, 1812 nucleotides long. RefSeq names its product RING-H2 finger protein ATL54. NCBI's taxonomy places the organism in Eukaryota, Viridiplantae, Streptophyta, Magnoliopsida, Brassicales, Cleomaceae. The transcript has a single exon. Bases 331 to 1647 code for a protein of 438 amino acids. Gene Ontology annotation, biological process: protein ubiquitination. The record is from RefSeq and is a predicted model, not a curated record.
AAUGGCUUUCAUGAAUGAGACACGGCACCAAAUAACAUUAGAAAAAACCCCAACUUAGGCCGAAUAAGUCAACGCAGAGAUCACAAAUCCCAAUUACUCCUUCUACUUGAUCUCUAAGAAAAAUUCAGAAAACACAGAUUUCAAUGAAUCAUCUUCAACAAUCGGAGAGAAAACUUUCUCAUGUUUCAUCCGUUUUCCCUCCUCUAAUGUAACAGUUUCCUCCUCUCCUCUUGAUCUUCUUUUCUUGUAGUGCAAGCGAAGGGUAUGGCGACUUAAUCCGUUUUACUCUUCCUUCGUCUCUCUCUCCCUCUCUCUCUUGAAGGUCCUUUAAUGGCGAAGAAGCACAGAAAGCUCUUCCCUCUGCUGGCAGAGACAAACAAAACGAUAGAUUGCUCGACUGGAUUGUGUGACCUGGCUUGCCCUUACAAUUGCUACUCUGAUCCUGACUCCUACACAAUUUCCCCAGAGCCGUCUCCUCAGUUCACGCUCCCUCCUCUUUCUCCGUCAAUCCCGGCCGUCUAUGAUCAAUCUCCGAGCUAUCCAAUCUCACCAGACACGGUAAUCAUCAUCACUGUCGCCUCUGCCGUCCUAGCCAUCCUUCUCACUGGCUUCGUCUUAGCGGUGAAGUUUGCAUCCAACAGAGUAAAUCAUGUCAGCCGUGGAGGAAACCAGACUGAUCGUGAAGAUUCUGAAGAAGAGGUUCUCAACAGGGAAGAAGUGGACCACCCCAUCUGGUACAUCAGAACCACGGGUCUGCAACAAUCGAUUAUAAACUCCAUCGCCAUCUGCAGGUACAAGAGAGGGGACGGACUGAUCGAAAGAACGGACUGUCCCAUCUGUCUGAACGAGUUCGAAGAACACGAGAGUCUUAGGUUGUUGCCCAAAUGCAACCAUGCCUUCCAUAUCUCGUGUAUAGACACAUGGCUUAGGUCACAUACGAAUUGUCCGUUGUGUCGGGCCGGUGUAGUCAGUACUGAAUCUCCACAGAGCUCAGCCCCGGAGGAUGCAAGUGCCGGAAGCUCUGGCUCAGGAUCACAGACGGAGAAUGCUGGAGAUGGCGAUGGCGGUGAAGCCAGAGAUGGCGACCAGAGCGAGGACAGAGCUGAACCAGGGAGAAAUGGGUAUGACACGGCGUUGAAAGACCCGAUGAGUUCCAGUGGCGAAGAUUCUCUGAAUCCGGGCCCGAAUUCGGAUGCCCAGAUGGAAAGUUUCCGUCUUUUGAAUGAAUCUGAUCGAAAUUCGGAGGAGAGACCCAGGAUCGAAUCCAAUAACCGCGUCGAACCAGAGAGAGAAGACCACGUUAGAGUUUCUAUGGAGUCCUUGGAUCCAAAUCUAGGAAGAUCCAUCUCAUAUACGGUUACCCAGAUGGAAAAUUCAGAUCUUACCGGAAAAUCUUGCCAGAAUCAGGAACCAGCAAGGAUCAGCCAGUCAGUGAACAGUACCGAAGGAGAGACGGAGACAGAGUUCGGAGAACAAGCCAGUUGCUCCAAAGAAAACAGUUUCCAAUCUCGGAGAAUGCCUGAUUCCAUGGAUUCCGGCGAAUCGAACGAGACGUCGAAAUUUCAUUCAGGCAUUUCGUCGAACAUGUCGAAGCCUAUCGGAAGCUCGCGUUUCGGUAGAACCACGAGCUCGGUUUUCCCGCUGUAGUAAAAUUCUUCACCAACCAUUUUCCAAAGGUAAAAAGCAAAAGAAAGAAAAUUCACAAGCGUUAAUGUAAAUUCCAAAAUUGUAUAACGAUGAGAAACAACCUCUCCCACUGCUUAUUCCUGUAAGAAGAAAACAUCGCCGAAGAAACAAAUCUCCUUUCGAGUU